Fimicolochytrium jonesii is the source of this 986-nucleotide messenger RNA. RefSeq lists its product as uncharacterized. The record is from RefSeq and is a predicted model, not a curated record. NCBI's taxonomy places the organism in Eukaryota, Fungi, Chytridiomycota, Chytridiomycetes, Spizellomycetales, Powellomycetaceae. The transcript has a single exon. Bases 84 to 842 code for a protein of 252 amino acids.
GAUGCUAGUUGUCGGCCCCCGCUCUCCAGACCCCACACAUCGCACACAUACCCACCUUCUCGCCCACUCGAACCUUCGCAACCAUGAAGCUCACCGCCAUCAGCCUUAUCGCCACGGCUGCCGUUGCCAGCGCGCAAUCCGGCUCCCCCUUAAACCCGGCUCUUCCCCCAACUUGCGAGACUACGCUCCUCCAACAGCUCUCCGGCGGUGACUUUAUCAGCUCAUGUGGUCUCCAGAACUUAAUCACCGCUGUCAUCGCGGCGGGCGGCUCCCGAACACCAACGACCGAAGCCCAGUCAUACGCCCUUGCGUCCAAGCUCAUCAACCAGGCCGACCUCGACCUGAUGUGCAGUGACAAGUGCAACUCUGCCAUCACCACCUUUGGAUCCACCGUCACCGCAGCCUGCGGCACUACCCCUCUGUUGAACCCUACCUCGGUCGCUGAUGGCGCUUCUAGCUUCAAAAACCUCCAGGCUGGUGAUCUUCCCGCCAUCAUCACCUACGCCCGCAAGGGUUUUUGCGUGAAGGACAACAACACCUACUGCGCCAUCGCCCUUCUCGCCGCCGUGCAGGCCAAAGACUCAAAGCAGAUGUGCACUCCCUGCGCCGCCAAGGAAUACGAUGCCCUGAAGGACACGUCUUCCCUUCCCACUUACGCCAAGGCCACUGUCGACCCCACACUCGCUGACGCGCAAAAGACGUUGGCCAGUUGCCCAGCUGGAUCCCUCGGUGUCGGUGUCGCUGCCACAGGAGGCUCGACCACCCCCAGCUCUGGAUCCCACCUUGCUGGCUCCGCCGCCGUCGGAAUCGCUGCUGGCGUCGCUUCCUUCAUCUUGGCUUAGACUCAACCGAUCUAGAGACUCAGAGUCUGUAUUUGGAUAUCUGUAGCUUUAGGGCACUGAAUUCGCCCCUUUAUAUGUAGUCCAUAGAAGAGCCAUCUCAUGUAUAUUUUGAUUGAUGAACAUAAUAGAUCCGCACGAUAGAAA